Cydia pomonella (codling moth) is the source of this 2520-nucleotide messenger RNA. RefSeq names its product tektin-1-like. Gene Ontology annotation, biological process: cilium assembly; cilium movement involved in cell motility. Lineage: Eukaryota; Metazoa; Arthropoda; Insecta; Lepidoptera; Tortricidae. The coding region runs from base 1 to 1287 and encodes 428 amino acids. The record is from RefSeq and is a predicted model, not a curated record. The transcript has a single exon. Gene Ontology annotation, cellular component: microtubule cytoskeleton; nucleus.
AUGGGCGACACCAAAUUUGGAAUUCGCCACGUUAUCGGCGCCCCAGUGGCAACAACAAUGCUAUCGCAACAAGAAUUGGUGUGCAUACCCCCCAGAACAGCCAAGUUUACCCUCGCUGAAUGGGAAUUGAACAACAACGCGAAAAGUAGAAUCACCACAGACCAGCAACAACUAGCCGACAAGGUCCUUGGAGAGUGUCAGAGAGUCCGAGAAGAAACAGAAGACAGAAGCAAAAUAUUAAAAGCUACAUCUGAAAUGCGCAUUGAAGAGCGUAUAUUAGAUGUUGAAUUUAAUAAAAAUGAGUUAUGUCUACAGAGAAAAGAAAUCUGCAUCGAACUUGAAGCUAUGAGUGUAUACAAAACUAGGCUGCAAGAUUGUCUGGCCUCUUUAGAACAAAAUGCUUUAAACAUAUGUAGAAAAUGUCUCAUGCUGAGAGACGGCAGGUUGGGCAUCGAUCUAGUGGUUGACAAUGUGGAAUCUGCUUUACAAGAAGAAAUAUCAGCCAUUCUUGGCGCUAAAAGUCUGUUGAAGCGAGCUCUUGAGCAGUUGAAUGAACAAAUGAGACGCCUGCGUUCCACGCGAUACCAGCUCGAUCGAGAUUUGCAAUACAAACAAGCUGCUAUUGAUGCCGAUAAAGGUUCGCUUACAUUAAAACCAACUGACACAUGUUUAUCUAUUUACGAAGGUUACACAAAUAUGGACCCAGCAGAUAUAUCAACUGAAGAAUACAACUUCUAUUCCGCUAAAAAUAUACAACUGGCAGCAAAAGAAGUGAGUUCGGCCCGCCCAAUUCGAGUUUUUAUUGACACGUUAUUGAAGCAGGUCAUCGACGACUUAUGGGCGGCUUAUAACAAAUGCAAUCAUGCAUUUAACGAGCGUAUACAAGCGACUAAACUCGCUAAAGGAAACCUCGAAGACAUGCAUCGUGAAGUCACUGAAAAGGCUCUUGCCAUGCAAAAGAACAUUGAAUUGUUAAAGAAAGCCAUAGCUGAUAAAGAAGGAUAUGUUGGCGUGGCGCAUACGAGACUUGGGAGAAGGGCUCAGAGAGUCGGCGCUGAGUUGGUGAAAGAUUCCCCUGGACGAGCCUUAUACUAUGAAUGCGAGAUGCUUCGUCACAGCACUGAACAACUGCAGAAGAUGCUGCAAGACGCCACGGCCGCUCUUCGUUAUCUGUCUCAGACACAAAUCCAGUUGGAAGAGGACAUUAACAUAAAGAUGAAUACUUUGAAGAUCGAUGAGGUAGAUUGCAUGUCUCUGAGGGUGACAAUGGACUAUCAUGCCUAUUGAAGUUUGGACAUGACUCUCGUUUAGAAUAUGGAAGUAAGUCGUAGUUUUAAUUUAAUUUAAUGAGGUAUAUUGUAAUGGUGUGUUAACGGACAUGAUAAACUUUUCGAACUCUUUCUAACGAUAUAAAUAAGUGUUUAAGGCCUUUUAGUAGAGGUAAAUAUUUAAGAGCAAAGUUCUGGAAAUGUUUGUAUUAUGUUGAAAGAGAAAGGAUAAAAUUGUUUUUGUUAAGUACCUAAAUUAACUAACUUAAGUAUGUAAGUAAUUCUUACUUAGUAAAUAUUAUUUACUAUGUAAUUUCGAUUAAUUAUUUUUUAUUUUUAUUUUAAUGUUAAGGUUAAAUUCGCAGAAAUGUAAUUAUAUUCAUUUACGCAAAGAAUUCCAAGCCACUUUUUGGUGUGGUACAUGAUAAAAACUUUUGUUAAGUGCCUAAAUUAACUAAAUUAGUUAAACUACUUACUACUACUACUGCUAUUGCUACUAACUAAACUGAAACUGAAAGUAUUACUUACUUAAUUAGUAAACAUUAUUUACUAUGUAACAUCGAUUACUUAUUAUUUUAAUUUUUAUUGUUAAUAUUCCAUAGUCGAUGAAAUAUACAUUUUCUUCAUUUUUGCAAAAAAAAACCACUUUAUUUGUCUGGUACGUGACAAAAACGUUAACACUGUUUCUUAUCAACAAAAAAUGUAAGUACGGUCAUAAAUAAGUAAACAAUAGCUUAUAAAAUGUGAGGUAACGGCCAACAAAAACAAUAAUUAUUAUUCGUGUUGACAUAAUUGAUAAUUUUAUGUGGUAUGAAGAGUCUAGCAGUAACUAUGAUUUGUACGGCAAUAGCCAACAAUGCAGUUCUCCGACGCAAUACUGGCAGAUUAUAUUACUUAUGAGGUAAUUGCGUUUAAGAAUUAAUAUCCUCCUAAGGCCCACGAUACAAAAAAUGCCAGUUAAAUAUGAAAUCAAUAAUGAAGGAAAUACGAUUGAAUUUAUUUUGGUUAAAAUUUGGACGAAACAAAAUAAAUUCAAGUGUAAUCCAAUUUAAGAUUGUUUAGAUUACAUAGAAGUAUUUAGUACUACGCAUAGCAUUGUAUGUCUGACGAGGAUAUUUAAUUCUUUUUAUAGUGAGAAUUAUCUCCCCCCAUUAACGUAAGGAUACAUUAUUUUUGUCAUUCCGACUAAACAAUCGAAAAAAAAGCAACGAAGUUGAUUAUGCUAGCCUAAGUCAAACUUCUUACUUCCCGA